Messenger RNA from Nematostella vectensis (starlet sea anemone), 814 nucleotides. RefSeq lists its product as uncharacterized. The coding region runs from base 86 to 706 and encodes 206 amino acids. The record is from RefSeq and is a predicted model, not a curated record. Lineage: Eukaryota; Metazoa; Cnidaria; Anthozoa; Actiniaria; Edwardsiidae. The transcript has 6 exons.
GACCAUCACGGCAGACCGCAUCGUCCAUAAUAAACAUAACAAGAGACCAUCACGGCAGACCGCAUCGUCCAUAAUAAACAUAACAAUGCAGCUGGCGACAUUUUUUGCUCUCGCAUUUUUUGUACCGCUGACCUUCGCUGGUGAUCACGGGCUUCCAGCCAAGUGUCUCAAAGAGUAUUCGAGUAUUGUGAGUCACUAUGGAAACAGGAAGGGGCACUGCGCAAGACUUCAGAUGAUCCUGAAUUGCUUCAAACCGACGGAGAAGACCGCAGGCGCAUCUGGCAAGACCCUAGAUGCCAUGCGCUACCUGUUCUACCAGGAGGGCGUGUUUGUCAGUAAGCUUGGUGAAUGUAAAGGAAUGGAGACCGAGUCGCUCAAAGAAGUUGUCAAGAAAAGCGAUUUAGCAAAGAGGCUAAAAGCAAAUGGCUUUGUAGGGCUUGACUCAGUGGAAACCAGCGAAGAUGACAGAUGCGCACUGGACGUCCACCGCGCGUGCAUCGACAAAUACCUCCGCCGCGUUAUGAGCAACCAUGACGUAUGCAUGGACGCAGACGACUGGGCCAAGUGCUAUCACGACGAAAAAGCGCGGGAAAAUUGCAACGCAAAGAUUCUGGAGGAUUUCACCGCCAUGUUGGACGGGGAGGUUGGGCAGACUGUGAUCAAUGGCGUCAUGGAAAUCAUGGGCAGGAGCUGCGUAAGCGAGUAAUUUCCCCGCCACUAAAAAGCGCGGGAAAAUCAUCGAAUGGUAUUUUUAACGCAGUUGUGGGGAUUUGUAAUACCAGGGUUGUUACUCAAUAAAGGAAUUGCUUGAGAA